Molecule: messenger RNA, 977 nt
Organism: Paramecium primaurelia
Lineage: Eukaryota; Ciliophora; Oligohymenophorea; Peniculida; Parameciidae
Source: the annotation of a GenBank genome assembly
AUGCUUGCAGGUUCAAAGUAACCUCUCUAAUUAAAGAAUUCCAUAUAUCAACGCAUAUUUUUUUCAAUUUAUGAAUACAUUAAUUAUAAAAAUUCACAUACAAUAAAAUAUUGUUAUUGGAAUAUUACUAAGUAGACAACCUUUACACUUUUGUAUUUCUUCUAGAAACCAAUUUACAAAUUACUUUAUACAACACAUCCUGUUCAAUAUAUUAGUUAUUUCUAUUUUAUGAAAAUCCUUUUAAAGAUAAAACAUCAUUCUUUUAAAAUAGAAUGUGCCAGAUUUUUGUAUCUUUUGUAUAACAUCGCUGAAUAUUUUAGAUUUUUAAAAUAUAGAGUUGACUGGAUUAAAAUUUCAUUAAUUAGUAUAUUGGAACAAUUUUUUUUAAAUAUGAAAGUUAAAUAUUUUAAUUAUUAUCAAAAUAUUGUUCUUCAUUACAAAAUCUAACAAUAAAAUACAAUUAGUUUCUACUAAAUAGAAUAGUAAACUCUCAGCCCAAAUUUUGAAUUUUUAAAAUAUUCAUAAAAUUAAAUUACUUUUAUUAUUUACUUUAACUGUCUUCAAUUAUUUAAUAGAAUAGCAAAGUGUAAAAAUAAAUUAAUCAAUAUAUAAACUAAAAAAAAGUUAAAAUAAUGUCAUUGAAUAAUAUUUCAAAAGUACCUUAUUUUAAGUUUUUGUAAUCAAUAUUGAUAUCAUUAAUAGAUUGUAGUGGAUUAGGAAGCGCAUUUUUUGUUGGAUUUUCAGGAUUCUUAAUAUACUUGAUCAUUAUUAUAUAUUUUAGAUAUCUAAAAGGCAGGUCAUCAAGAGAAUCUUAUUUUGAAAACUUUUUAAACGGUGGGCUUGAAACAUCUGAUUUAUAAUAAAAUUUUAAAUUAAAACCGUUGAAUGCAGAAAAAAAGAGCGAUUUUAUUCUGUUCCAGGCAUAGAUAAUUGAAGAAUUACAUGAAAUUUUGUUUGAUAAUAAUAAAGUAUGUUGA